GUUACAUAAAUAAUACAGUAAUACAAAUAAAACUAUUAUCAAUUCUAUAUUCACCCGUACCCUAAUUUAAGUACUACUAUUAUAAAAGCUUGUAACUAAAUGAUAAGCGUACUUUUUACAAUGCCAAGAUGUGAUGUGUAUCGAUAUAACCUUUUUAAAGAAAGAAGAUCCAAUACGUCUUACGCUAGUCCUUGUGGUCUAAUGGAUAAGAUGCCCGGUACAAUCAUACCAACCACUACGGCUAUCCGUAGCUAGGAGCUAGGAACUAGGAGCUAGGGUAUAGACCUUAGGUCAAAUCCCGCAUGCUAGCACCAAUUUUCUUAGGAAAUACUUUUCAGAUCUUCACGUACAACUUGCACACAUACAUACUCACUCGCAUUUAAUACCAAAAUAUAUAUUUUUUAAAUAAUCACGAGGCUGCGCAAAUUAUUAUUUGAAAAAAAAAAAAAAGUUUUUUCAUUUGAAAUUUGUCUCUAUUCAUUUAGUUUACAACUUAUUUAACUUUAGGCGAGUCACGAAAAUCCAUAUUCGGAAAUCUGUUUUAUUUGCCUCAGUAAAUUAUAAAACAUUCAGUAUACGAUGAAGAAGGUGGUUAUUAGAAAUAAUAAGUGUAUUAUGUAUGGUUAUUAGAUACACAGAUUAUUUUAAUAGUUGUGAUUAGAUAAUUAUAAACAAUACUGGGGAUAAAAAGAUGCCACUGCCUCAGAAGUAAUAGUGUUCUGUGCCACGGCCUCCGGUGUCUACAAUUAUGUGUCAGUGAUUCGAUUAUUCUGUCACUCGAAUUCGAUCUAUCGCUAAAAUUAGUUUAUAUAGUUUAAUUCUAGUUAUUAGUGACAUAGAGUAUGUUGCUAUUCCGACAGAAUAUUGAUGGCAACAUUAACAGUAACGUCAAAAAAGGAACUGGUUAAUUAACUGGCAUUCUAGUUGUUGCGUUUUAAGCGUUUUAUUUUUUAUAAUCUUGAAUAAAUUUUGUUAUCUAAGGAACUUCUGUUGGACAGUCAUUGAAUUAAAAAAAAAACCGCGUUCUUGAUGAAUGUGUAAACAAGUGAUUGAAAUUGGAGGCCGUAAAUCAUAGUGGGCCGGACGCUUGGCAAUUGUCACGCCAAUCUUGUGGAGUUCGUAAUUAGCCCGGGACACCGUGGGGAAUACCGAAUUGCUGAUCGAUGGUGUGUCGGUUGCCGCGGUGACUGUGGGGACGCGUGUGCCUUUGGCCGGUGACUCAUAACAGGACGUAGGGAUGGACACUGACGAUGGCGAGUCUUCAAGUAGCGGGCCUAUGUCUAGCCUUAACAGCCUAUUCUCAUUUACCAGUCCCGCUGUCAAAAAACUACUUGGCUGGAAACAGGGCGAUGAAGAAGAAAAAUGGGCUGAGAAAGCAGUAGAUAGUUUAGUCAAAAAGCUCAAGAAGCGGAAAGGUGCUGUCGAGGAGUUGGAGAGGGCUCUCUCGUGUCCUGGGACACCAUCGAAGUGUGUCACAAUACCCCGUUCAUUAGAUGGAAGAUUACAGGUUUCUCAUCGCAAAGGCUUGCCGCACGUGAUAUACUGUCGAGUUUGGAGAUGGCCGGACCUUCAGAGCCACCAUGAACUCAAACCUCUAGAGAUUUGCCAGUUUCCAUUUAGCGCCAAACAAAAAGAAGUUUGCAUAAAUCCCUAUCACUAUAAGCGUGUCGAGAGCCCCGUACUCCCACCUGUCUUAGUGCCACGGCAUUCAGAGUUCGCUCCCGGCCAUUCUCUAUUGCCAUUCCAAAGAACCGCCGAACCUUCUAUGCCCCACAAUGUCUCUUACUCUGGUUCAGGUUUUCCGCCUUCAGCCAGCUCUGAAUUACCAGACACCCCGCCUCCAGCGUACUCGCCGCCUUCUGAAGACUCUGAACCUCCUGGCGAGGUGGCCCCAGUUUCCUAUCAAGAGCCCCUAUAUUGGGCUUCAGUCGCAUACUACGAACUAAACUGUAGGGUGGGUGAAGUGUUCCACUGUAACUCCCAUUCUGUUGUCGUCGACGGCUUUACUGAUCCUUCGAACAACAGCGAUAGGUUCUGCCUUGGGCAACUCAGUAACGUUAAUAGAAACUCCACUAUAGAAAACACAAGGCGUCACAUAGGGAAGGGAGUGCAUUUGUAUUACGUAGGGGGGGAAGUGUACGCGGAAUGUCUGUCUGACGCUGCGAUAUUCGUGCAGAGCCGUAACUGCAAUCACCAUCACGGCUUCCAUCCGUCGACCGUGUGCAAGAUCCCGCCCGGCUGCUCGCUGAAGAUCUUCAAUAACCGGGAGUUCGCGCAGCUGCUGUCCCAGAGCGUGAACCACGGCUUCGAGGCGGUUUACGAGCUGACCAAGAUGUGCACUAUCCGGAUGUCGUUCGUGAAGGGCUGGGGGGCGGAGUACCACCGGCAGGACGUGACGUCGACGCCGUGCUGGAUCGAGAUCCACCUGCACGGGCCCCUGCAGUGGCUCGACAAGGUGCUGACGCAGAUGGGCUCCCCGCACAACGCCAUAUCCUCCGUCUCCUAGCCUCCCCACCCACCGUGAUCCUGAAUAGAUACUAAAAUCUCAUUUUGAUUUUUUUUUUAAUUUGCAUUUGAUUAUUUUAAGUUUUAACGGUUUCUUUGAUACGAUCGUGACUUUGAUAAACUUACGUUGGUAUUUUAUUAUUAUUAUUAUUAUUUUAAUAUGUUAUUAUUUUUACAAAAUUUAGAUGAGUUUUGAUUAAUUCGUUUUUUUUUUUUUUAUAUAACUUGUAUUUUAUUAUUAUGUUUGCUGUUGUAUCGAAGCCAAAAUGGCGUCUAAUGCAGCUCAAAUUAAGUGUCCAACUUUUUAAAGAGGUAAGGUAGUGUGAUCGUUUGUUACGAUUACAAUAAAGACAUAAUUAAGGAUUUAAUUAUACUCGUGAAAGUUAUGACAAGGUAGAAAAGAUAUUAUUUUGUAUAUACAUAUAUAUAUUAUGUAUAACAAGUGCUUUUGUGGGAAUUUUGCAUAGGGAUGUAGUAUAAAAGUAAUAAUUAAAAACUCACUCUCUUAUAGUCUAUUCUUUUUAUAUAUUUAAUCUUUGCAUGUGUAUUUUUGUCAUAAGAAUAGAGUAUAAAACUGAAACUUUAUAUCGGAAUAGCAAUUUGCUGGUUGAAUUCAAUAGUUGCACUAAUAAAUACUAAGGUUUUGCGAACCUGCGAUUGACUGCGGACGAUGCUCAUUUGUAUGAAAUAGUUUGUGAACGAUCGCGGGCGAUGUUUUCACUUUCAUUAAGUUUCAUACAAACCAGUUGGUUGAUCUCUGCAGCGGCGGCUAAGCAACAAUGCCGCUAGUUUUGAAAGUUUACCUUAAAAGACAUAAAUGGAACGUUUAUUUUGAAAGUGGUGUAAGUCCAUUUUCUUUUGUUUCGAGAAAAUUAAAGGUUACUAUAUUUGUUGAUUUAAAAAUACAGGCAAAUCAUAUGAGGUCUGGCUAUGCCACCUACCUCUGUCAAUUGGACUUACAUCACUUUCAUAAUCGAUGAUUAUGCAAUUUUAUUUACCGACCGAUUUUAAGUUGUACAAAACAUGGGAUUUUUUUGAGAAAUUAAACACGGUCUAGUUAUUUAAAAAAAAUUACAUUAAAUUAAGCAUGAAUUACGUGAUAGCUCAUUUUUCUCAAAAAUUGGCCUUUUUUUUAUUUUAUUGCUUAGAUGGAUGGACGAGCUCACAGCCCACCUGAUGUUAAGUGGUUACUGGAGCCCAUAGACAUCUAUAACGUAAAUGCGCCAACCACCUCGAGAUAUAAGUUCUAAGGUCUCUCAGUAUAGUUACAACGGCUACCCCGCCCUUACUUAGUGACUUACACCACUUUCAAAAUAAACGGUCCAAAUUUGAAGUCUAAUAUCAAAACUGUAGCUGGAAAACAUAGCCGGUGUGCACUAAUCGCUAAUUGCUCAAACUAUCUUUUUUUUUAACAUGUGCCAUUAUUUGAGAACGUCGGCGAAAUGUCGUGUUUUGUUUUAUAUAUACAUAUUAUAUUUUUUAUUUGAAAAUAAUUGACCUGCAAAUUCCCACAGAUAACGUGCGUAGUUAAGUAAUGAUAUUAAAUAGUUAUUAUUAUAGAGAGGAACGUUUAUGAUAGUUAUAAGAAUAAAUAUAGGUUUUUAAUUUAGUUCUGGAAGCGUAGCAUUAAUAAUUUUUUUACUAACAUUUGGUUUUGAGGUUAUUAAUUACAUGUAUAUCCAUUUGCAUGAAAAAAAAUAAGAAAAAAAUAGACACAGAGUUAGUGACGUCCAGUUCGGGAUAGUCUGUGGUGGAAUGGCGUCAUAAACUCAUUUCCUAAUGAACGUUCGACGCAAGCGCACGUCGCUGAGCAGCUGAGACGUGGAAAUUAAUAACGCAAUAACAUUAAUACGCUAAAUAAAUUUAAAAGAGCCCUAGAACUCAUGAGGUUAAUGAUAAUUUAUGAGAAAUGAACGAAUUUUACCAAAUAACAUUAAAAUUAAUUGUCUAAUGUAUUUUAUUCAAAAAUGUUUAACUAAAAAGUUGUACUGAAAUUUUUUUUGGGAAUUUUCUCUUAUUAUUUGCCGAUUUAACACCACAUAAUUGAAAAUGAAUAAUUUAUUCGUUGUCUGGAAAACGAAGUGCCAUCAAAAAACAUAUUGAUAUUUAGUUUUUUUUUUUGUUUGAAGGGACACACGGCAUUAUGAAACAAAUGGGUUUUGUUGAUAUCGAAACAAAGUAAUAUCGAUACGUCUCUAUAUAGACGUUAAAGUAAGACACUUAGAUACGUCUCUGUAUACAGUUUUCGUAUUUUCGGAUCUCGUUGGCUGAAAUCGAUGAUAAAACAUGUAAAAAUAACCAAAGGUUUGCGUGCACGUUACAUUAAAUUUGAUAUACAGGGUGUCCCGAAAAGAAUGGAUAAUCCUGAAACACCUCAUAGUAGAGCUAUUGGGGACACCAAAAAAAUAAUAAUAAAACGAUUAAACCGUAAAAGUUAGGUAUUAUAAAAUAUAUACAGGUGUCUGUCACCUCGAUUUAAUUUUUUGGUUAAAUGGUUAACAAAGCCCAUAGAUAUAUGUGAAUGAUACUAGGUUGAUACUGUCAGACUUGUGAUUUAAGUCUGUAUAGUACCUAUAUAACGGGAGGCCCGUACUUCGAAGUGGUAAUAGGCAAGGUGGAGGUACCUGCUAGUGUAACUCACUAGAACCACCGGACCUAGCCCAACCACCGGAAAACGAAUAUUCUUCACACCUAAUUAAAACAAAUAUAUCUAUCUACCUUAAAUCGCGGACAUCGCGCAAGAAUAUAUCGAGACGUGAAAGGAUAUUUGGUUCAAGCAACAUUUUUGCAAGUUUACCGGAGAGCCAUUUAAGUUCAAAAUUUUAGAAAAAAUAUCAUAACAAAAAAAACUUCAACUAUUCGAGUGGAGUUUUCUUUUUUGUUUUUUAUUGCCUUUGUAAGCAGACGAACACGGCCCACCUGAUAGUAAGUGGUUACCGUCGCUUCAGCAAUACCAGGGGCAAAGCCAAUCCGCUGCCUACCGCUUAAUACUCUCCACAAGCCUCAAAUCAAAUCAAAUCAGAUACUCAUAGCAAAUAAAACCCACCUUUAAUUACAAUAAAUAAUCACUACAGAGUAUAAAACAAAGUCGCUUUCUCUGUCCCUAUGUAUGCUUAAAUCUUUAAAACUACGCAACGGAUUUUGAUGCGUUUUUUUUUUAAUAGAUAGAGUGAUUGAAGAGGAAGGUUUAUAUGUAUAUUAGCAUUCAUUAAAUAGUGGAGAAAUCAAUAAUAAAUUACAGUUUCCGAAGCGAAGCGAGGGCGGGCGGGUCGCUAAUGUUAUUAUAUAAAUGAUAAAUGUCGCUUAAACCAAAUAAGUCUUUCAUCCCUCGAUAUGUGAAUUUGCGAAUAAUUCCCGUUUUUAUUGUCUCACUAGCUGACCCGGCAUACUUCGUAGUGCCUCAAUCGAUAAAUAAAAGACCUAAACUUUUGUAUAAAAUAAACAUAAAAACAAACAAAAGGAAUCCGUCCGACGGUGGGACAUCAAAGGAAAAACAAAAUUGUUAUUUUUAUUUAAUUCCGAGCAUUUUCAUAUUUAUCUACCUUUUAAACCUUCUCUGGACUUCCACAAGUAAUUCAAGACCAAAAUUAGCCAAAUCGGUCCAGCCGUUCUCGAGUUUUAGCGAGACUAACGAACAGCAAUUCAUUUUUAUAUAAAAUAUAUAGAAGGUAGAAGAUUUGCUUCGUUGAUUUUUUUCUAAAGCUGUAGGUAUAAUGCUUUCAAAGUUUAUACUGUCUGACUUGUUUCGUCGAUUUUUCUAAGCUGUAUAACGCUUAUCGAUAUCAAAUAAUACGCUUUUAUGAAACCAAAAUUCGUAUCGCGACAAAAUGCAAAUACUAUAAUUUUUUUUUUUUUUGUUGAUAAAAUGAUCUCAGAAUGUUAAAAUAUAAGAUUCUAUUAAAAAAAAAAUAUUAGUUCCUCGGAAGAAAUUCGUUACGUUUUGAUGCAUUAUUAAUGAUGUUUGUAAUGAGUGCGAAAUGUGUUAGUUUUUUUUUUUUUUAAAUAAAUAAAAUAAUAUUGCCAUUGAGGAUGCGGGGGAAACCAGAGUGCUGCAAACGAGAUUUGAUAUGUUAUUUAAUGCACAAUAUCAUAAGUCCACAUUUGAAUGUGCUAUGAGAAUCAAAUUAGAUCAUUUCAGAAAAUUAGGAUUUUAUAAGCUUUCUGAUUUCGUGCCUGACAGAGAACGCACUACUUUAGAAUAUGGCGCCAGUAUUUAUCAUGUGCCAUAUGUAUAUGCUACUAACUCUUACACGCGGUUUUGCGCGCGCAAUGUCGAACACGGUAUCCCUCUAGAACUAUCUUAUAGAUUAAAAGUUAUGUCCUUUUCUGUAUCCUUGAAAACUUGUAUGAAAAACUUCAUUAUAUUUGGUUAGUUGAGAUGUGAACGCGCAACAAACAAAUCGACUCACUAUUACAUAAUUUGUAAUAUCCUACUAUUAAUAUAAACGCGAAAGUUUGUAAGAAUGUAUGGAUGUGUGUUUGUUACGGUUUCACGCAAAAACUACUGAAUGAAUUUUAAUGAAACUUUAGAAUAAUAUAGCUUACACAUCAGAAUAACACAUAGGCUAUAAUUUAUAAAGAUAUAUUGUGAAUUACUCAAAAUAUAACGGUAAGUGUCAAGUAAAUCUGCCAUCUUAUUUUCAUAAAUAAUAAUAAAUUACAGUCCCCUAAGCGAAGCGAGGGCGGGUCGCUAGUUAUGCAUAUACCUGCUAGCAUUUGUUCUCGAUCCCUACUAUCAAUUUAAGCGCUUUUAUUGGCCAUUUAAUUUAUUUUACUAUCCAACUGUUUUAGUGAUAAUUUGUUUUUAAAAAACACGUUUAUCGGGUACCCAAUUGAAAGAACGCCGACGACUCCUCAGUUAGGACACAGAACAGACUCAUUUCGAGGGGUGAAAGGCACAAUAUGUAUGCGACAUUUUGUAAUUAAAGAUGCGUUUUAUUUUUGGUAUUAGCAUCAACAUUUCGUUUGUUUUUAAUUAAACUUCAAUUAAAUUUACUCCAUUGAAAUAACUGAAGAAGUUGUGAUUUUUUUUCCAACUUUUAAACUUUAAAUCGCCCUCCUCUAAAAUUGCAAAAAUGUCGCUUAAACCGAAUAGCCUUUCACCACUCGAUUUGUUUAUUCUUUCGUCGGCUUCAUGUCUUGACCACGUAUCUUUGUACUUGAAGUACAUUAUAUUUGAUUUUGAACAUGGAUUGUCAUUUAUGGAUAUAGGGCUGUGUGCUUAGUGCGAGUUUUUUAACGUUCUCGAUGGCGUAAAAGUAAACUCUUUGUAUGGAGUUGGAACAGCGCCAUCUAGCGACAAACGCAGGCAAACGUUCCAACUCCAUACAAAAAUUUGAAUUAACUUACGUUAAAAACUCGCAUUAAGCACACAGAACGCAUCGCUGCUUUGCGACAGAAAUAACUAAAACUACCUAACCUUAUUUAGAGUGUUUUUUUUUUUAUGUUUUAUUGCUUAGCGCUCCUAACGGCAAACGUAGGAACGCUGUAAAAAACUCUCACUAAGCACACAGAGUUCUCGAUAGCCUUAACCCAAUUUAAAAAGUUAACCCAAUUUUGUAUGCUGUUGGAAUAGCGCCCCUAGCGGCAAACAUACGCAAACUAUCCCACUCCAUACAAAUAUGAGCUAACUUUUACGCUAUCGAGAACGUUAAAAAACUCACUAAGUACCCUGUAUUCGGGCGAUGGUCUAACGAAGUCGAUCGUGACAACGCUAAAGCCGCUGUCAACCCACCGCGUUUGACGAAGAAUGGCCCCUUUAGUACGUGUACAUUUUUCAAAACUACUAUGAGAAUUUCUUUUCGAUCCUAAGAAAAAUGUUGUGUAUUUAAAGUUUUCUGGGUCUUUCUCUCGGUCUUGGAUUUCGGCGGUGUAGAUUAACCUCUCCGAAUGGUCAGCUUGAAAUAGAGGUACCCGCAAAAAACCGCAAAGGAAAUCUAUAAAUAUAAUAAUAUAAUAAUAAAAUAAAAUAAUAAUUGUAAUCUAUAAAUAAAUUCGAUAUCGUAAACGGAAGGAACACUCUGGUCCCCAAAUUUGAAAUAUCGCCUUUUCGCAUUAAAAGUACAAUUUCAAAAAAAUAUUCGAAAUUGAGUUAAUAUGCGUGUAAACAUUUGGUAUCACCAGUAUUUUUCUCGUAAAUACUGUCAAAAGAGCGUAGUUUAGUUUUUGUUUUUUUUUUUAGUUUCUAUUUUUUGACUAAUAUUGACAAAAUUAAUACAUACAUCAUUUUAUCUUACUUUAAAAGACAGAUAAUGUAACUGGUAAAAAAUAAAAAAUAAAUGUUACAAAGAUGAUUAAUAUUAAAAAUGUUAAACCUUUAAAACACUCUCCUGUAAAAUUAGUAAGUUUUGAGAUUAUACAGUUUUAAUGCGAGAAGACGAUAAAUCGCUGGGCAUAUGAGCUUUUGAGGAUAAUUACAGUCAAAGCAAAUCGACUCGUAUGUGUUUUGUAUAAGACAGCUAUUGGAUUUACAAGCUGUCUGGAUUGUAUAUGAUAUUAGGGAUUGUCUUUUAAUACCUAUUUAGGAAGGAAAAAAAAUACAGUUUAGUAUUUUUCGUAUGUUUCUAAAGUGCACACAUUUACAAGCAGAUUUAAAAAAAAAAAUCGUAUGCAAUAAUAUUCUUGGAUACUCGUCGUAUCUAAGAUUUAAAAAACAAAUACAUUAAAAACAAAAACUAUAUUUACGUUCAUUGUGAAAAAUAUAAUUCGAUUUAUUCUUAUAAAUAAAUACAUUUUUACUGCGAAAUAUAAUGCAUAUUACACUUGAUAAUUUUGCAAUCGCGAAAGAUGUUUCAUUAAUGUAUUAAGUCUUAUCAGAAUAUAAUAUAUAAUAUUUUUGAAAAAGCGUCUGUUUAAUGCAGUUCACUUUCAUGAUAUUACUUUUCAAAAAUACAAUUACAUUAAAGACGAUUUCAACCAAAAACGCAAAAAAUAUAUAUUUUUUUAUAUUAUGUAAGGCUCUUGAGUAUAUAAACAAAAAUAGCUAGUUUUCGUUCAAAAAGUUAACGACAAAAUUGUGGUCAAGAACAUUAAACAAAAAUCAUUUAAACUUCAAUGAUAUUUUUUUAAUCGUGAAUAAUUGAAUAUGCAAUUUCGAAAAGGGCACAUCUCUGACAAUGUAAAAUGUUCAGGAAAUGAAAAAAACCUGAUCAUUUCCUAAAGCAGUGUAAUAUUUAAAAUAUUAACAUUUGAGAUAUAUUUUAGUGUUAAUUAGCAAUUGAAAAUUACUGGAAUUAUUAUAGAAUGGGUGUAGGUAAGCCUCAAAACUACAUGUAUAUGAAAAAACGUAUUUGACAAAAUAUGCGACAUGUGCCCUUUUCGAAAUUGCAUAUUCAAUUGAUAUCGAUAUUUGACUUCAUUUAGACAUUUAGACGUGAAUACGCAAUCGCAAUAUAACGUUUUAGUUCAAAAUUCUAAUGUUGCCAUUAAUUGAAACAUCCAAAAAAUAAUGACAACUGAAAUAGCGUGCUAUAUUUUUUAAUCCUGUGCCUUUUCUCUUUGAAAGUAUUAAUCGAGUCAUCGACAACGGCCUUAUUGUUUUUAAGAUUUUAUAAAAUAAAUAAAUAAAUAAAAACUUAAUAAAUUUUAUUGCAUUUCUAAUAAAAUUAAAUUUCCUUUCAUAAUUUAUGAUACGUCUAUAUAAAUGAAAAUGUAAAUACUAGUGAUUUUGAGUAUUUUGAUUAUAAUUAAAACAAAUACAUAUGCCUUAAUGUUUGUGAAUGCCCAUAAAUGUAUAUUGAUUAGAAGAAUUAUGAAUGUAUAUUUACAAAAUUACGUACGUAAUGAAGGGAAUGUCGAAAUUUUUACGUAACUUUCUAAAGAUGAAACGGAAUGUAACAAAAUUUUGUAAAAAAAUAUAUAUGUAAGUAAGAAAA
This is a messenger RNA of Bombyx mori (domestic silkworm), 10379 nucleotides long. RefSeq names its product protein mothers against dpp (gene Mad). Gene Ontology annotation, cellular component: heteromeric SMAD protein complex. Gene Ontology annotation, biological process: anatomical structure morphogenesis; BMP signaling pathway; cell differentiation. The transcript has 3 exons. Gene Ontology annotation, molecular function: RNA polymerase II cis-regulatory region sequence-specific DNA binding; DNA-binding transcription factor activity, RNA polymerase II-specific; I-SMAD binding. The record is from RefSeq and is a predicted model, not a curated record. Bases 1238 to 2506 code for a protein of 422 amino acids. NCBI's taxonomy places the organism in Eukaryota, Metazoa, Arthropoda, Insecta, Lepidoptera, Bombycidae.